CGACGGAGCAGCGAAAAGGAACAUGGCCAAAAUCAAGGCAAGAGAUCUGCGGGGCAAGAAGAAGGAGGAGCUGCUAAAGCAGCUCGACGACCUGAAAAAUGAGUUGUCCCAGCUGCGAGUGGCCAAGGUUACUGGUGGAGCUGCUUCCAAACUCUCCAAGAUCCGUGUUGUUCGCAAGUCCAUCGCCAGAGUCCUGACUGUAAUCAACCAGACACAGAAGGAGAACUUGAGGAAGUUCUACAAGGGCAAGAAGUACAAGCCCCUGGAUCUGAGACCCAAGAAGACCAGAGCUCUGCGCCGCCGGCUCAACAAGCACGAAGAGAGCCUGCGCACCAAGAAACAGCAGAAAUAG
This is a messenger RNA of Pelmatolapia mariae (spotted tilapia), 352 nucleotides long. RefSeq names its product large ribosomal subunit protein uL29-like. Bases 23 to 352 code for a protein of 109 amino acids. Gene Ontology annotation, cellular component: ribosome; cytosolic large ribosomal subunit. Gene Ontology annotation, biological process: translation; maturation of LSU-rRNA from tricistronic rRNA transcript (SSU-rRNA, 5.8S rRNA, LSU-rRNA). The record is from RefSeq and is a predicted model, not a curated record. The transcript has a single exon. Lineage: Eukaryota; Metazoa; Chordata; Actinopteri; Cichliformes; Cichlidae. Gene Ontology annotation, molecular function: structural constituent of ribosome; mRNA binding.